AUGAAUUUGGGUAGUUCCGGUGGAGGCGGAACCGGCACCUCAUCGAACACUUCAGGCAGUGGUGGCAGUGGAGGAUCGACUGUCGGUGGUGGUGCCGGAAGUGGGAGUGCAAGUAGUGCCAAUAUCAGCGCAGCGGUAGGCGGUAUAGGAUACGGUGGUGGGGGAGGUUCCGGUAGUGAGAUGCCUGCAGAAAUAAUACGCCCAAAGGUUGUGACGGUGAAGCACCCCGAAUCAAACAAACCGAAGCCGACCACCAAAAAAGGCAAAGCGAUCCAGGCGGACGUUGAUGUCAUCAAGGAGUUCCAGCGGUGCAAAGAGGAAAAUAUUCAGCGGCUUGAUCUGAGCAAAUCCUCCAUCACGGUCAUUCCGGCUUCGGUGAAGGACUGCACGAGCUUGGUAGAGUUUUAUCUGUACGGAAACAAGAUCUCGUCGUUACCGCCGGAGAUCGGGUGCCUGGCAAAUCUUAAAACGCUAGCGUUGAACGAAAAUUCGCUCACAUCGCUGCCCGAUUCGUUGCAAAACCUAAAGCAGCUGAAAGUGCUCGAUCUACGACACAACAAGCUAUCCGACAUACCGGAAGUGAUUUACAAACUUCAUACACUCACGACGCUUUAUCUGCGCUUCAAUAGGAUCCGCGUGGUAGGGGACAAUUUGAAAAAUCUUAGCAACCUGACGAUGCUGAGCUUACGGGAGAAUAAGAUUCACGAGCUGCCAGCGGCCAUCGGCCAUUUGGUUAAUCUGACUACGCUGGAUCUCUCGCACAAUCACCUAAAGCACCUGCCCGAGGAAAUCGGAACCUGCGUGAAUUUGACCGCACUGGAUCUGCAGCACAACGAUCUGCUAGACAUACCGGAAUCGAUAGGCAACCUGUCGAAUCUGAUGCGCCUCGGGUUGCGCUACAACCAGCUGUCGUCAAUUCCUGUAUCCCUGAGGAAUUGUACGCACAUGGACGAGUUCAACGUGGAGGGAAAUGGAAUCAGCCAGUUGCCCGAUGGGCUGCUGGCCAGUUUGAGUAACCUCACCACGAUCACGCUUUCGCGAAACGCGUUCCACAGCUAUCCAUCGGGUGGGCCAGCUCAGUUCACGAACGUCACGAGCAUCAACCUGGAGCACAACCAGAUUGACAAGAUCCAGUAUGGGAUUUUUUCUCGCGCUAAAGGCCUGACCAAGCUUAACAUGAAGGAAAAUGCGUUAACUUCGCUGCCACUCGACAUCGGCACUUGGACGCAAAUGGUCGAGCUCAACUUUGGCACGAACUCGCUGACCAAGCUGCCAGAUGACAUACACUGCCUGCAAAAUUUAGAGAUUCUCAUUCUUUCCAACAACCUUCUGAAACGAAUACCUAACACGAUUGGCAGCCUGAAGAAACUUCGCGUGCUGGAUUUGGAGGAAAAUCGGCUUGAAUCGUUGCCGUCCGAGAUCGGAUUGCUGCACGAUCUGCAGAAGCUGAUCUUACAGUCCAACCAGCUGAGCGCGCUUCCGCGCACAAUCGGUCACCUGACAAACUUGACGUACCUGUCGGUUGGGGAGAACAAUCUACAGUUCCUGCCGGAGGAGAUCGGCACGCUGGAAAACCUGGAAUCGUUGUACAUCAACGAUAACCCUUCGCUAAUAAAGUUACCAUACGAGCUGGCACUCUGCCAGAAUCUAGCCAUCAUGAGCAUCGAAAAUUGUCCCCUGUCGGCGUUACCGCCCGAGGUUGUUAGUGGCGGUCCGAGCCUCGUCAUACAGUACCUAAAACUCCACUCGCCCUAUCGACAGAUGUGA
Messenger RNA from Anopheles nili, 1767 nucleotides. RefSeq names its product leucine-rich repeat protein soc-2 homolog (gene Sur-8). Gene Ontology annotation, molecular function: protein binding. Lineage: Eukaryota; Metazoa; Arthropoda; Insecta; Diptera; Culicidae. The transcript has a single exon. Bases 1 to 1767 code for a protein of 588 amino acids. The record is from RefSeq and is a predicted model, not a curated record.